CUAGAGCGGCGGCGGAAGCCGGGCGCAGCGCAGCGGGCAGAGGCACCGCGGUGAGUCCCGGCUUUGGCCCCGCCGUGCUCACCUGUGUCAUCUGCCCUGUCCCCAGUCACCGGCCUUGUGCCCCAUUACUCCCAGUCCUGCGGUCACCAGCCUUUUGCCACUUUCGGUGUCCCUCGUCCCCGGUCCUGGCCUUCGUUUAUUUUCUCGGGCCUGGUCCCGGUCGUGGGCCUCGCCCUGCCUUGUCCUACUUUAACUGGCCUUUGCUACCUUCACGGGCUUUGUUCACUGUCACCGUCUUUUCUCCUGCAAUGUCUACACUUGUACAGCCUUUGGUGGCUUUAUCUGGCCAGUGAUAGCCUUGGCUCUCUCCUGAAGCCACACGACAGCCAUUGGGCAGCAGGAGCCCCUUCUCAGAAGAAAGUUAGCCCUGACCUGAAGUCCUGUGGCAGCAAGGUCAAAGACAGGGACCGUCUGGGCAGAAUGUCACGAUGGAUGAGGGGGGCAUGCCCCUGCUCCCCGACAGCCUGGUCUACCAGAUCUUCCUGAGCUUGGGCCCUGCAGAUGUGCUGGCUGCUGGGCUGGUGUGCCGCCAGUGGCAGGCUGUCUCCCGGGACGAGUUCCUAUGGAGGGAGCAGUUCUACCGCUACUACCAGGUGGCUCGCGAUGUGCCCCGCCACCCAGCGGCCACAUCCUGGUAUGAGGAGUUCCGGCGGCUCUAUGACAUGGUGCCCUGUGUGGAGGUGCAGACACUGAAGGAGCACACCGACCAGGUCCUGCACCUCAGCUUCUCCCACUCGGGGUACCAGUUUGCCUCCUGCUCCAAGGACUGCACAGUGAAGAUCUGGAACAAUGACCUGACCAUCUCUCUGCUGCACAGUGCAGAUAUGAGGCCAUACAACUGGAGUUACACCCAGUUCUCCCAGUUCAACCAGGAUGACUCACUGUUGCUGGCCUCGGGGGUGUUCCUAGGGCCACAUAACUCCUCCUCAGGCGAGAUAGCUGUCAUCAGCUUAGACUCCUUCGCCCUGCUGUCGCGUGUGCGAAACAAGCCCUAUGAUGUGUUUGGCUGCUGGCUCACAGAAACCAGCCUCAUCUCGGGGAACCUGCACCGCAUUGGAGAUGUCACCUCCUGCUCAGUGCUGUGGCUCAACAAUGCCUUCCAGGAUGUGGAGUCAGAGAACGUCAACGUGGUAAAGCGGCUCUUUAAGAUCCAGAACCUCAAUGCCAGCACCAUCCGCACCGUGAUGGUGGCUGACUGCAGCCGCUUUGAUAGCCCGGACCUCCUGCUGGAUGCUGGUGACCAGGCUGGGCUCCCCUGCCGAGUCUUUGACCUAGGUGGGGACACUGAAGAAGAGGCCACUGACCCAGGUUUGCACACCUCUGGUUCUGGCCAUGUCAAGGAAGGUUUACGGCGUGUGUUUGAUAGCGUCCUGGAUGGACAUGGACAGCUGUCAGAUUGUGCACUGGAGACCAAGGUGGCUGAGCUGCUGGCCCAGGGCCACACCAAGCCCCCAGAGUGUCCUGACGCUGACAGCAGGAACAAGUACCUCAUCUUCACCACUGGCUGCCUCACGUACUCACCUCAUCAGAUCGGCAUCAAGCAGAUCCUGCCGCACCAGAUGACAACUGCAGGGCCCGUGCUGGGCGAGGGCCGGGGCUCUGAUGCCUUCUUUGAUGCCCUGGACCAUGUCAUUGAUGUGCAUGGGCACAUCAUUGGCAUGGGCCUGUCUCCCGAUAACAGGUACCUGUAUGUGAAUAGCCGUGCCUGGCCCCCUGGCUCAGUGGUCGCCGACCCCAUGCAGCCACCACCCAUUGCAGAGGAGAUUGACUUGCUGGUGUUUGAUCUGAAGACCAUGCGGGAGGUGAAGCGAGCUCUGCGAGCACACCGUGCCUACACACCCAAUGAUGAGUGCUUCUUCAUCUUUCUGGAUGUCAGCAGGGAUUUUGUGGCCAGUGGGGCUGAAGAUCGGCAUGGCUAUAUCUGGGACCGCCACUACAACAUCUGCCUAGCCAAGCUGCGGCAUGAGGAUGUGGUCAACUCAGUGGCCUUUAGCCCCCAGGAGCAGGAGCUCUUGUUGACAGCCAGCGAUGAUGCCACUAUCAAAGCCUGGCGCUCACCACGCAUUGUUCGUGUCCUGCAGGCUCCACACCCACGCCCACGCCCCUUCUUCUCCUGGUUUGCCAGCCAUAGGCGCUGAAGGCUUCAGUGAUUUGAGCCAUUGGAACCUCCUGGGGAAAAUGUCCCCUGUGGUUCCUUACUGCCCUGGGACAGAGUAGCUUAUAGCAGUAACGCCUUAGGAGGGGCAUCCUGACCCCAACACACAACCUGCUCACUCAGCCGCAGGCUUAGCACUAGGGUAGGCCUUGUUGGCAGCACCAGAGACCCCAUGUUAGCCUCUUGGCCGCCGUGGGGUACACGGGACACUGGAAACCCUGUUCACCUACCCUCUUCCCUUGGGUUGGCCAGCUCACAUAGCCCCAAGCUGACCUCUGCCUGGUACCUUUCAUACUCAGCCAAACCCACACCCUUGGCGUCUUGAGUGUACCCUGGGUGGCAGGCCACAGGCACCGGUCUCUGAUAAUUCGGGUCUUGCUACUGAUGGAGUGGCCUGCAGUGGACCAUGGGUGCUGCAUGCUGCACUCAUGAACUGUUUGGGCCUGAAUAAACAGUUGGCAACAGCA
This is a messenger RNA of Rattus norvegicus (Norway rat), 2682 nucleotides long. It is a transcript of the gene Fbxw5, whose product is annotated as F-box and WD repeat domain containing 5. The record is from RefSeq and is a predicted model, not a curated record. Lineage: Eukaryota; Metazoa; Chordata; Mammalia; Rodentia; Muridae. Gene Ontology annotation, biological process: SCF-dependent proteasomal ubiquitin-dependent protein catabolic process; protein ubiquitination; regulation of centrosome duplication. Gene Ontology annotation, molecular function: protein kinase binding. Gene Ontology annotation, cellular component: Cul4-RING E3 ubiquitin ligase complex; cytoplasm; SCF ubiquitin ligase complex.